GUUGAAGUGAAGAAAGGAGGCGCACAGAGCACACAGUCGAGAGAGAGAGAGAGAGAGAGAUACCCGUAUUGACAUUGCAACAAGCGAGGAGAAGGGCGGCUUUGGCAGGUAGAGGCCAGAGCGUAGCACAGGAGCAGGAGAGAGAGAGUUGGGUGCAGGAGGAGCCAGAGAACCAGAGAGGAGUUAACAAUAUCCCAUCAUUCACACGUCACGGCAUCAUUGGCGCCUCGAGUCCUCCUCGUCGUCGUCCUCCAAUACUCCCUCCACAUUCCUCCCUUAAUUGCUACGUUCAAUCCCCCUCAAGGCCUCAACAACCACUUCGUCGUUGGAGUAACAGCAGCAGCGCAGCACUGCGAGCUGCUAGUUGCUUCCCGCUGCUUUCUCGCGGUGCGGUGCAUGGGAACACGGCUCUGAGAGAAAAGGGUGUGAGAGAGAGCGGCUGGCCAGGGAGGGGGAGGAGCGAAGAUGAAGUUCAUGAAGCUGGGCUCCAAGCCGGACGCCUUCCAGUCCGACGGCGCCGACGUCCGAUAUGUGGUCUCUGACCUUGCAACAGAUGUUGUCGUACAUGUUGGUGAAGUGAAAUUUUACUUGCACAAGUUUCCCCUUCUGUCCAAGAGCAGCAAGCUUCAAAGAUUAGUUCUUAAGGCCACCCAGGAGGGGACUGAUGAGGUUCACAUAGAUGACCUUCCUGGAGGAGCGAAAACUUUUGAAAUAUGUGCAAAGUUCUGCUAUGGGAUGGUUGUCACCCUCAGUCCACACAAUGUUGUUGCAACAAGAUGUGCAGUGGAGUACCUUGAAAUGACUGAAGAUAUGGAAAAGGGGAACUUGAUAUUUAAGAUUGAGGUCUUUAUAAAUUCUAGCAUCCUUCGUAGCUGGAAAGAUUCCAUCAUUGUUCUCCAGAGCACAAAGGUACUGUUUCCUUGGUCUGAAGAGCUGAAGGUUGUGGGUAGAUGUAUUGAUGCCAUUGCUUCAAAGACCUCUGUGGAUCCUGCCAAUGUAACCUGGUCAUACAGUCAUAAUAGCAAGAAAGGAGUAGCUUGCGCUGAGAUAGUCGAGUCGACAAGAAAAACAUCAAUAGCUCCCAAAGACUGGUGGGUUGAGGACUUGUGUGAAUUGGAUGUUGACCUCUACAAGAGAGUUAUGGUUUCUAUCAAAUCCAAGGGGAGAAUGUCACCUGAAUUGGUAGGAGAGGCCCUUAAAGCCUAUGCAGUUAGAUGGCUGCCAGACUCUUACGAUGCUUUGGUUGCUGAGGAUUACAUGAGACGGAAUCAAUGUUUGGUCGAGACAAUAAUAUGGUUGUUGCCUUCUGAUAAGAGCUCGGGCUGUUCGUGCAGAUUUCUAUUAAAACUGUUGAAAAUUGCUAUAUUAGUUGGAGCAGGGGAGCAUGUGAAGGAAGAGCUUAUGAGAAGGAUCAGUUUCCAGUUGCACAAAGCUUCAGUUAAGGAUCUCUUAUUACCUGCUGCCUCGCCUAAUGAUGGUACAUAUGAUGUCCGCUUGGUCCAUAAUCUUGUCCAAAGAUUUGUGGCAAGAACUGCAUUGUCUCAUAAUGGUGAUUUUGUUGAGAAAUCUGACGAAAAGAUGAUUGAGCUUAACUUUGAACAAGAAUCCACUUUGUCAUUAGGAGAACUUGUUGAUGGCUAUCUGUCUGAAGUAGCUUCAGAUCCAGACCUUUCAUUGUCUACGUUUGUUGAACUAGCAACAGCCGUGCCAGAAGUGGGUAGACCUGUUCAUGACAGCUUGUACUAUGCUGUUGAUGCAUAUCUCAAGGAACAUCCAGACACAAGUAAAGCUGACAAGAAGAAGAUCUGCAGUCUGGUAGAUGUCAAGAAGCUCUCCACAGAUGCAUGCAUGCAUGCCACACAAAACGACCGCCUGCCUCUCCGGUUGGUGGUGCAGGUCCUCUUCUUCCAGCAGCUGAGGGCAGGCUCAAGAAAAGAACUAGCUCUGACCGACAAUGGAGGAGCUGCUUGUACAGGGCCUAUGCUCGAUCAAUGUGAGCCUUGUGAAAGGCGGAUACCGAGGCAUCCAAACUCGCUGGAUAAGCAGGUGACAAGCCUAAGCUCAAGGGAAAGCGAACACCGGAUCAGCGAGCACAGGGGUGGCAGAAACAGCUUCAAGGACCAGCUCGGAGGCUUCCUCCUGCAGUCGCGUUCCAGGAGGAUAUUUGACAAGCUGUGGAGCAGCAAGGGGCAGGGAGAGAACGGCAAAGGUUCAGAGACAUCGGGCAGCUCGCAGAGCCCGCCAUUGUCGGCGAAGCCUGUGGAAGUGAAGCCCUCUCCUCUUCCCCCUCUUAGAAACAGGAGAUAUUCUGUUUCAUAGGGCUCUUCUUUUUCGCUCUCCUAGUUUAGCCCUGGGUUAGCUUGUACAGAAGAAGGAAGUUAAUCAGCUGCUGCUUAUCUUUUUGUUGCUCCUUGCUCUAUCAAUGAAGAGAAAGUAUAGUAGAGGAGUGUAUGCAGAUCAAUCUGCUGUUUCCGAUAUGACCGACCAAGUUGUAGCUUUACUGUAGUGUAAUUUUAACUGAGGAAAGAUUUGCCAGGGCUUCAUGCAAAUAUUUCUGAAGAAUAAGUGAACUAGGAUGAAAAGGUUCAUGUUCGUGUUAAACAUUUACCCUGCUGUUUAGAUCAGAACAUUGUGGCAUUCAAAAACACACUAAUGACUAUUGGACUCUGGAAGACACAUU
Molecule: messenger RNA, 2680 nt
Organism: Phragmites australis (common reed)
Lineage: Eukaryota; Viridiplantae; Streptophyta; Magnoliopsida; Poales; Poaceae
Product: BTB/POZ domain-containing protein NPY1-like
Exons: 4
Coding region: 466-2319 (617 amino acids)
Molecular function (GO): protein binding
Source: RefSeq, a predicted model, not a curated record